Messenger RNA from Geodia barretti, 670 nucleotides. The record is from the annotation of a GenBank genome assembly. Lineage: Eukaryota; Metazoa; Porifera; Demospongiae; Tetractinellida; Geodiidae.
AUGAUAGUUUGGUGUCACCCACAGAAGCAGAUGGACAAGGAGAACUGUCAGCUCAGCCUGGGUCUGGAGCAGCUGGUUGUACUAAGUGCCGAGCUAAAGGAGCUAAAGGAAACAGUCACAACUUUGAAACAGGGAAGUAUACUCUCCCAGUCAAGCAAAAGAAUCCCACCUUCUCUAUCAGUUGCGGUCAAGGCAGUACACGACAAAGCUCCUGAUGAGAUGCAGUUCGAUGGCUCAAAACAGAGUGUCCAUCGCUACUAUGAAAGCAGGCGCCGUCUUUUUAAUGAUAUUCAACCUGGAAGGCUUCAUAUUGCAAGAGAGACUAUAAAGAAGUCGAGGAACAAGGCACACAGAAAGCUGCUUUAUGAAAGGAGGAAGCGGGUAUUGAAAAAGGAGAAAAAGCGAGAACGAUGGACGGCAAUUGAUUUCAAAUACAUGACAGAGGAAAGUGAUGGAGAGGAGCAAGUCAGGCAGCAUAAACUUCCCUGGAGGUCGGAAGUGCUGAAUCGUCUUGUGAAAAAGUUAGAUGCAAGGAUAGAGAAGAACGAGAAGGCUGGGGGUUUUAAAUCAAAAGAUAAACUUCAAUCAUGUUUGUCUCUGCUGGAGCCACCGCCAGAUGCUCCUGUCCAGCAGUCUUAGACUUGCCAUUACCUGCAUGUGUUUGAACAGA